Myxocyprinus asiaticus (Chinese sucker) is the source of this 1046-nucleotide messenger RNA. RefSeq names its product FXYD domain-containing ion transport regulator 6-like. Gene Ontology annotation, molecular function: sodium channel regulator activity. The record is from RefSeq and is a predicted model, not a curated record. The transcript is spliced from 10 exons. The coding region runs from base 280 to 558 and encodes 92 amino acids. Gene Ontology annotation, cellular component: membrane. Lineage: Eukaryota; Metazoa; Chordata; Actinopteri; Cypriniformes; Catostomidae. Gene Ontology annotation, biological process: regulation of sodium ion transmembrane transporter activity.
UGGAAAAAGUGGAGGAGGAGUCUCAGGCCGCUACACAGGCGCGCGUUCGAACAUCAGAAAAUGUACACAACUAUGACUACGCGUCGCUUGGGUUGGAAAGAUUAGCUUUUUAUAAUCCCACUUGAGAAAAUAUUAGACUUUUGGAAAUCAGCACAUCACUUAUUCUUUAGAAAUUUAACAGAAUACAUAGUAUCGUCGAUUUGCCUCACUAAAAACCGGAUUUUUUUGUUUUGUUUUUUUUUUGGCAUCGAGCAGUAACGAACCUGUUUUUCAGACAAGAUGGAACUUUCUGUCGCUGCUGUGCUGUUGUCUCACUUAGCACCAGCUCUGGGAUCAGCUUUUGGCAGGGAAAUGCCAGCUUCCACAAUGGAUGAAAUUCAUGAGUAUGACAAGCCAUUUCAUUAUGAUUAUGAAUCUCUGAGGAUUGGUGGUAUGAUCUUCGCUGUCAUACUCUUCCUGAUGGGAAUCUUUCUCAUUAUCAGCCGGAAAUGUCGCUGCAAAGGGAACAAAUCAAAGCCAGUGGGACUUGAUGCAGAGGCAGCCAGAGGUGCAAAAUAAACAGAGGGGGGAAAACAGGAAGCAUGGGAUCCUAAGGAGAAAUCAAGUGGAGUGUCAAACCUUUUGUAGACUGCUAGCCAUUUGGAAGAAGGCCACCUGAGGAUUUAGUUCUUCACUAGUGUUCCCCACAAUUCUUUUUAAUUUUUUUGUAACAUCUUUGUUUCUUGCAUACAUGAAAGUAUGUGCUCUUUUUAAAAAUUGUAACUAUUGAUUCUCAGCUAGCACUACUUUGCCGUUAUGUUUAAUUCAGCAGCUGAUAUGUUUUGUUUAGAGAUUUUUACUUUUUACAGUUUUUGACAGUAUAUGCACACUUUCAUGUACUUUUCAGCUCUCAUUGAAGUUUAUGAGUAUGAGUAUACGUAUGUGCAAUGCUCACAGGCUGAAGAAAUUACUAGGCCUUUUAUACAUUUUGUAAAUUCUGUCACCUUUGCAGAAUUAACAAAUCAAACUGUAGAGUAUUGUAGUUUAAAUAAAGUGAUUUCAAUGGA